Leptosia nina is the source of this 819-nucleotide messenger RNA. The record is from the annotation of a GenBank genome assembly. Lineage: Eukaryota; Metazoa; Arthropoda; Insecta; Lepidoptera; Pieridae.
AUGGCAGGUCGUAGUGGUUUUGAUGAUGGAAAUCCAAGGGAUUAUGGUGGCGGCGGGAGAAGAACCGCAGGCGGCCGCCCUCUGCCUACCGAGCCUCCAUACAAAGCCUAUGUUGGUAAUUUACCCUCUGGACUCAUUCAAGGAGAUAUUAACAGAAUCUUUCCUGACCUAAACAUUAAAAAUGUAAGGUUGGUUAUGGAUAAGGAAACUGAUAAAUUUAAAGGUUUCUGCUAUGUGGAAUUUGAAUAUUUGGAAGAUUUGAUAAAAGCGAUUGAAUUGAAUGGUGCCCUAAAUGUAGAUGGUAACUAUAUAAAAAUUGAUGUAGCUGAAGAAAAGAGAAAUGAUCGGGGAGGUGGCUUUGACAGAGGACGUCGGGAUGGGGGUCGCGACGGCGGCCGAGGGGGCUUCAGGCGGGAUGGGGGUCGUGGUACGUACGACCACUUUGAUGGCGUUGGUCGCGGACCGAGACACCAAGGUGGAGGGUUCACACAUGAGCGUGAACGAGGCGGUGGGCCAGGUGGUGAGCGAUGGAACGAUCGGGGGUCUCGUGGUUCAUCGGAAGAGCCUCGACCUGGAGAGUGGGGCCGUAUGGGUCGCUCCAGUAAUGCACAGAUGCACGUGCCUGCCGCCAACAGACCUCGGAGGAACUUUGAUGAUAUGCCACCUGCCAGGCCUGAUACCACUGGUAGGCCAAAACUCAAGUUGGAGCCUAGAACGGUUAAAGAGCCACUAAAUUCACUCGCAGCUACAAGUCAAGCCUCAUCAAUAUUUGGCGGCGCUCGACCGAGGGAGGAACGGCUCAAAGAGAUGAAAGAGUAA